This is a messenger RNA of Chaetomium strumarium, 1530 nucleotides long. Its product is annotated as Intradiol ring-cleavage dioxygenase-like protein. The transcript is spliced from 2 exons. NCBI's taxonomy places the organism in Eukaryota, Fungi, Ascomycota, Sordariomycetes, Sordariales, Chaetomiaceae. Gene Ontology annotation, molecular function: ferric iron binding; oxidoreductase activity, acting on single donors with incorporation of molecular oxygen, incorporation of two atoms of oxygen. Bases 96 to 1244 code for a protein of 382 amino acids. The record is from RefSeq and is a predicted model, not a curated record.
GUUCUCAUCACAGUCCUCACCAUCAUCUCAGGCUUAGCUCAGCAUCAGCCGAUCAGACAACCCAUUUCUGAAUAUCUCCAUCCACCCCGCCCACCAUGCUCCUCACCAAGACCGCCGCCGGCAUCGCGCUCCUCGCCGGGCUCGUGGCCGCCCACCCGGGCCACAGCGUCGCCCAGGAGGCCGCUGAGCGCCGCGCCUACCUCCAGGACGCCAAGCGCACGUCGCUCGCCCACUGCGCCGACAAGCUCCGAGCCCGCGGCGUCGCGGCGCGCAACGCCGCCCGUCGCGAGGCGGUCGUGCAGAACGCCCGCCAGAAGCGCGGCCUCCUCGAGAAGAAGAAGAAGAAGCGCGACCUCGACGACGUGCUCGCCACCAGCCACAACAUGACCGAGGAGGGCUACUCCCGGGACACGGACCCGGCCACGCUCUUUGCCGGCUACCACUCGUGCGUCCUGACGCCGGAGGUGACGCAGGGGCCGUACUACGUCGCCGGCGAGUACGUGCGCGAGAACGUGGUCGAGGACCAGCCGGGCGUGCCGCUGCUGCUCGACUACCAGGUGAUCGACGUGGCGACGUGCGAGCCGGUGCCCAACGUGUAUCUGGAGAUGUGGCACUGCAACGCGACGGGCGUGUACGGCGGCGUGGUGGCCCGCGGCAACGGCAACGCGGCCGACACCGGCAACCUCGACAAGACUUUCCUGCGCGGCAUCCAGCCAACCGACGCCGACGGCGUCGCCCAGUUCGAGUCGGUCUUCCCGGGCCACUACACGGGGCGCGCCCCGCACAUCCACGUCAUGGCCCACGCCAAUGCCACGCUACAGGCCAACGGCACGCUCGGGCGCGACAACUACGCCAGCCACGUCGGCCAGGCCUUCUUCGACCAGGCCCUGAUCGCCGCGGUGGAGAAGACGGCGCCCUACAGCACCAACGCCCAGCCGCUCACCGCCAACGCCGACGACGGCAUCCUGGCCCAGGAGGCCGCCACCACCACCGACGGCGUCGACCCGGUCAUGGAGUACACCCUGCUCGGCGACAGCGUCGAGGACGGGCUGUUUGCCUGGCUCGCCUUCGGCAUCGACUCGUCCCGGUCCGAGGCCGUCAUCCCGGCCGUGUAUUACUACAAGGAGGGCGGCGUCGCUAACGAGGAUUCCCCCGGCGGUGGCGGCCCCGGUGGCUUCCCCAGCGGUGGUCCCGGUGCUGAUGGUCCGACUGGAUCGGCCCCGGGCGCCGCUCCUACGAACUAGGGAUGUCGGCGGUGGGGAGCGGAAUGUCUGGCUCUCCUCGGUUGGAUGUGGAGUAUCCUUGUGCUGUUGUGGUAGACGUCGGGCUUCUGGCUUGUAUAUACGGAUCCUUUCACUUUGCACUUUGUCAGUUGUCUGUUGUCAGUCUGAGGGCCUGUCGUUUCCGACUUGUCCAGUUUGUCAUUCUGCUCUCAUGCGAGCGGACCUGUCCCGUGUGUACUAGUACAUAUAAUACAAGCAUGGAAGCAACGCGAGAAAAUCAAGGAAGGGGAAAUUCCAAGACGGGUAA